AUGGCCAAGCGACUCCUUGAGCGGGAUAGUCCAGAGGACCGGUUAGAGAUUUCUCCUCAACUCCAAAAAUCAAAAAUGCCCAUAAUAAACUCCUUUGGUCCUCUAGAGAUGUACAUUGAUAAGGAGGAGGGAGUUGCCCUGCAGGCUGAUAAUGGAAAAUACUGGAGUUGCAUUUCAUACGAUUCAGAAGGUCACAAGAUGUACAUUGAAGCUGCAAAAGCAAACAAAGAUGACUGGUGUAAGUUUCAUGUAACCAAAACUUCAGAUGGGAAAGCCCUUUUGAAAGAUCGAAGAGGAAUGUAUCUGAGUAGAUACCAUGAAAGUGGCAUUAAUUAUAUUAGACCAGUAAAGUCUGCCCCAGAUGAGUACUGUAAAUUUAGUGUCUUUACCGAUAACAAUAAGAUCCUCCUUAGGGCUGACAGUGGAAUGUAUGUCAGUAGAAUAUACAGAAAGCACCAGAACAUCGAGGCAGCAAAAGAAGGGCCCGAUGAGUGCUGUAGAUUUGCACUGAGCCUCGGCGAUGUUGUUGAGCCAUCUUUUAAAAUUCUCAGCGUUGAAGUCAAAGAUUUUAACCCAGACCAAAUCGAAACUCCCACUGCUGUUGCAGAGCAAAGCUACACUAAUAAUACCAGCAUUGCUCAAAGCCACACUUUCAAACUGUCUUGGGAGCAAAAAACCAGUGAAACGACCACCUGGAACCAAGCUUGGGGUUUCAGUUCAUCGUUAUCUUGUGAUUUCAAAAUUGUAAACUUCAGCGCCACAGUUUCUUACAAUGGAUCAUAUGAGAAAUCCUCAACUUUGGAGAAGACGGUAACAGUGGCUGAUGAGACCACAAUCAAUGUCCCCCCGAAAUCAAAGGUGGUUGCUAAAUUAAUUGUUUACAAAGAUGAUAAUGCUGUUGUUCCAUUUACAGCUAAAAUUAAGAAAAUUGAUGGCAAUGGAGUUGAAACAAUCUUGACUGAAGAUGGAACUUGGAAUGGAAUAUUUUACAAUAAAGUGAAUAUUAAUGCAUCAGAAGAACCAAUAUAAGCAGAAU
Molecule: messenger RNA, 1036 nt
Organism: Erpetoichthys calabaricus (reedfish)
Lineage: Eukaryota; Metazoa; Chordata; Cladistia; Polypteriformes; Polypteridae
Exons: 3
Coding region: 1-1029 (342 amino acids)
Source: RefSeq, a predicted model, not a curated record